This is a messenger RNA of Porites evermanni, 12025 nucleotides long. Lineage: Eukaryota; Metazoa; Cnidaria; Anthozoa; Scleractinia; Poritidae. The record is from the annotation of a GenBank genome assembly.
CCUCAGAUCACCACAUCAAGCACUUCACCAGUAGAACCAGGUCAAGGUGAUGGUUUUUCUACCAGGUCAGCAUUAAAAGUUACCCUUCUGGGAAGUGAGUGGAAUUCCUCAGAAGGUGGUUUGUCAACGUUAAACAGAGAACUUGCAAUUUACCUUUCAAAACAUCCCAAAUUGGAAGUGACAUUGUUAGUUCCCGAGGGAGUUUGUAAAGAUGAUGAGAAAAGAGAAGCUGGAAGCUAUGGAAUUACCAUUGUUGAAGCAAAGGAACAAACAGGAUAUGAACCCCUUGACUGGUUAGACUCCCCACCUAAAGACCUCAGCAUCGAUGUCGUCAUUGGGCAUGGAAAGAAACUUGGCCGGCAAGUACAAGGAAUACGAAAUUGUGCGGAAUUUAAGAAUUGUAAAUGGGUACAAGUGGUACAUACUGCCCCAGAAGACCUUGGCAAAUUCAAAGACUACAUCAAUCCUACUUCUAAAGGCGAAAGAAAACAUCAAGUCGAAGUUGACCUUUGUAAGCGUGCAGAUCUUGUCAUGCCUGUUGGACCCCGACUGACAGAAUUUUACUCUUCAUAUUUACAACGCUACAAAAAAGAAAUGGAUGUGCUUUCAUUUACUCCAGGACUUUUUGAAAGGGAAUUUGGGGAUUUGGAACAAGAUGUCAAUAACAAUGCAGAUUUUAAAGUGUUAAUUUUUGGUCGGGGCGACAAGGAAGAUUUUGAGCUUAAAGGGUACGACAUUGCUGCCAAAGCAUUUACUGACCCACGGUUGGGAAAGAACCCUUAUCAACUGAUCUUUGGUGGAGCUCCCGAAGGAAAGGAAGAAGAAGUUAGAGAAAGACUUCUACAGUGUGGUAUCGCUAAAGAACAGCUGAUUGUGAGAACAUUUACACAAGACAGAGACAGUAUAAAAGAUUUGCUGUGCGAAGUUGAUCUUGCCAUCAUGCCAUCAAAAUCAGAGGGAUUUGGUCUUGCUGCCCUCGAGGCUUUUUCUGCAGGCCUACCAAUUCUUGUAGGCCGUAGGUCAGGAUUCGCCAAGGCAUUAGAGAACAUUCUCCAUGGCCAUACAUGCAUCUUAUAUUCAGAUGAUCCUGCAGAAUGGGCAAAAUCAAUUGAAGGCGUUCGUAUCAGACAUGCAAUCCGGCUGGAAGAGAUCAAAGCUGUGAAAACAUCUUAUGGAAGAAUGUACAGUUGGAGGACACAAUGUGAGGCCCUUGUGGGAAGGCUGUGGAAAAUAGUUUACGGUAGGGUGUUCUUUUGGUACAUGAAGUAUUGUAAGCCUAAUUUUGUACUUUAAUUAACUUGUUNUUCUACAGUGUGGUAUCGCUAAAGAACAGCUGAUUGUGAGAACAUUUACACAAGACAGAGACAGUAUAAAAGAUUUGCUGUGCGAAGUUGAUCUUGCCAUCAUGCCAUCAAAAUCAGAGGGAUUUGGUCUUGCUGCCCUCGAGGCUUUUUCUGCAGGCCUACCAAUUCUUGUAGGCCGUAGGUCAGGAUUCGCCAAGGCAUUAGAGAACAUUCUCCAUGGCCAUACAUGCAUCUUAUAUUCAGAUGAUCCUGCAGAAUGGGCAAAAUCAAUUGAAGGCGUUCGUAUCAGACAUGCAAUCCGGCUGGAAGAGAUCAAAGCUGUGAAAACAUCUUAUGGAAGAAUGUACAGUUGGAGGACACAAUGUGAGGCCCUUGUGGGAAGGCUGUGGAAAAUAGUUUACGGUAGGGUGUUCUUUUGGUACAUGAAGUAUUGUAAGCCUAAUUUUGUACUUUAAUUAACUUGUUAAUGUUAUUAUCUGAACUUGUCACCGUAGACUAUCCAGUUUUUGGCUGCAGAUCGCUGAAAAGCACUUUGGCUAGUUUGGGUGCUAGCUCUUUUCAGAAUUAGUGUUCUUUACUAAAUGGUUUUAAAUGGAAUAUGUAGUACGCCGGUCAGGAAUAAGCUGCUCAGAACACUUAACAGCGUGCGAAUUUAUCCGUCCCUAUGAUAGUAUAGCUUACAGGGUUGUUACUUUUUUCGUCCCUAGGUCUUAUUAUUCCCCACGGACUGUUCGUUUUUGCUAAAGAGUAUGUGGUUUCCCAGACACUAGAAUCGGAUACUUCGGCGAAAUGCACGACCAUUAGAAAUCCGAAGAAGAGAAUAAUUUAAUCAUAAAAUAGACCUGGUACAAUGACGUCACGAAUGUGUACCUCAAAAGCUUUUUGUCAUUGAACUUCAACCUGAGUCCUUUGAAAAGUUGUCCUGAAGUAGGCCCUUUGCAGCUACAAAACCGCCACGCUGGAGAGCAAAAGUCGCACUGGGAAAAGACAAACAAAAAGUAUACAUACUUUAAAUGGUAAUUUCCUUUGUUUGGCUUGUCCCAGUGCGACUUUUGAUCUCCAGCAUGGCAGUUUUAUACCACGUGAAUGGCCAGCUGUAAAAGGCCUAUUGUUAUUGAAGCGAAGCUUGUUUCUACAGGGUCCUCUAUGGAAAAUGACAAUAAACCACGAAUAGACAUCCCUGUUGGCAAGCAGCUUGUUUCAGAAACGUUCACUGGAAGUACUUCUGCAAAGAAGGCAGAAUCUGCAUCAGAAAACCAAACUGAAAUAUCCGCAAGUAACGAUUCGCAGUCAAAAAGCAACCGUAAGCGAAAAACGUCAGAAUCUUCCUAUGAACCAGGUAUGAUAAAGUUAUUAUUAUCAUUAUCUUUAUCGUUAUCGUUUUCAUAAUCAUUAUUACAUUUUUUUUUCUUGCUAAUGGGUGCUAGCUCGACUUAAAGGUUGUUCGUACAUUGUAAAGGAUAUUUUUCUCAGUACACUGUGUUCAUUUUCAGACAUUACUACUAGGCACUGUUUUGAAGGCUUAAGUGAUGAACAACAAGAAGAUGUCCAUGAAAUUCUAACACGACACAUACAGAUGUACACCAAGUAUCGUAAGGUCGGAACCCGUGAAGGCGUGUCUGCUCUGAUCGCAUAUAUAGAAGAAACGCACAACCUGGUCUUGAAAGCUAUGGGGACUGGAUCUCUAGAAUUAACGUUGCUGUGCCCCUCCCUGGACAGCCUUGAGAGUCUAUGGAGAGACUAUCAGUCUGGUCACCUCAAUCGCAUUGCCGAGAGAUACCUUGUGACUGAUGACAUAAAGAGGAAGCUGAACUUGAAGACUGUCAGGUUAAAGACAACAAUUGAAGAUGAAAACUACCGCAAUUGUAAGAAGAUUCUUAUGGAAAAGUCAUGUGAGUUUGGUAGCCUUCUGAAACUUUACGUUGCCAAGGGCAAAUUCAGAAAUGUUUAAUUGGAGGGGUUUAAUCAUGUGCACACCAUUGAAACUAGUUAUUUCCAUACUUCAUGGGUUAAUUUAAAAAAACUUUUACAAGUGUAAUUUACAAAUGUAGCUAAUGCUUUUAGGUGACUCAAAAACAAUGGCUACACUAACUUGUAAACUACACUUGUAAAAGUUUUGUUAUAUUGGCACGUGGUUGUUGUACAUUAUUUCCUAGUAAACGUCAAGUGUAUAGAUCCUUAUAUACGAUCCUUUAGUGGCAACCAUUUCAGUUUGAAAUCUCAUAGUCGUAAAUUUUAUAUAAUCCUCUACGUUCAUGGGAUGCGUUUAGGGGGGGUCGGACCGCUACUCCCUCCCCCUUCCCAUACCCUUUCCUUGGUUCCACGUUGAGUUGCAGAUUAAGCUUAAAUAAACUGAUAGAUACGAAUUGCUCACAGAGGGCUAAAAAAAUGACCGAGCCACUAACGACUUUCUUUACUGAAUUCCCUGCUUUAAAUAGAUCUUAAUGGAUCUGGAUUAAAAGAGACAUGGUUUGGUGGCGGGUAGAGUUGUGUUAUUGCGGAUCUUUAGAGUGAAAAGCAUGAUGCUUCUACGUCUGUGAUGACUUCUCUGAAGCAGUUUGUACCAAAUACUUGACAGAUUAUUGAUAGUGCAUGAAAACAAACUGCAAUAAGAUCAGCAUUUAUAACUGAAACGGGUGAAUAACUAGAUGCACCUCAUUUUCUCUUAGCAGUGUCAUCAAGCAGCAGUGGCGUUUCAACCUCAACCGAACCAGAUCUAGAAACAAAUGAUUCUUUACGACUUGACAAAGGCUUAAAUGUUCCUAAGGUAGGAUGUUAUUUUACUGUUAGAGUAACUGAUAACGCAUUAUUGGAAAGCAACUGAAGUCAGCCAAAUAAAGAAAAAAAUCCAUUGAAUCUUAUCUGUAAAAUCUGUUUGUUUAACUACUGUUAGUUAAAUAAGCUGAUGAAAAGCUUUUGAUCCAGACAGAAUAAGGCUAUAUUGUAUGAGGUUGGAAUUUGUAUUUUAAUGUCCCCCCUCCCCCUUCCAGGCCACCACGUUAGCUAACCUCUCUGAAUUUUCUAUCACAUUCGCAUGGGGAGUUUGCCACUUUACAUCUACUUUUCCAGUACAACAAUAUAGGCAUUUCAUAGACAUUUGAACUUUGCGCAAAACCUUCAGCGUUAGUUAACAUAGUUGUACACGUUUUAAAUAUGUGCUGGUAUCCUAAACGUUUUUAUUCCUGCAAGGAAAUAAAUAACAUUUUCUCAAAGUUCCACUAUACUUUAUUAAGGAUAGCAAAAACCAUAGAAAUCGGUUAAAUCUUUCUGCUGAAAAACGGGAUUAAAAACAAAACCAAAACGCUUAUAUACUCUAUUGCGAGUUAAAGACUUGCCCAUUGACUUGCCCGCUCUGUGCUAUACAUUUAUUUAGUAGUUGGUGAGGGUAUUGACUGGGAUAUAACAUGUCAGCAAGUUGCACAUCAUCAAGAAAUAUUUAUUUUGAGAUACUGCAACGUCUUAAGAACUCAUCUCACUCUGCUCUAAUCAGAAACAAAGUUCUAUAAUGAUAAAAAAUAUAAGUAGAAUCACCAGUUUAGACCAUGUCAGAAGCGAAGAGUUGCUUAUUAGGAGUUUUCAAAAUUCGUUUGAAUUGUAGUUUGAAUUAAUGUCAUUCCUCUGAAAUAGAAGCUACACUGAGAUUUUUGUGAAAGUUUCCCAUAUGAAAUUUAGUACAUGCAUACAGACUGCGACUGAAAUAUACAAUGGGGGUCCCCAUGCUUUCUACUGAGACAUGAUGGUAACAUGGUCGCCCCGUAGAGUAUUUGUUGUCACUUUGCUCGAUCUUUAGGCUAUAGCUCCUCAAUUUGUUAAGCCAAAAUAAAAAAUUCAGAUAUGCAAAGAAAACAAAAAGCCACCGUAGUAAGCACGCCUUGGUAUUGAGGAACUUUUUUCUCUGUAUGCUAAAACAAAAAUUUAUCAUGGUUGUCUACUUUUCGUGAUCGUUUUGCCAUGAUUAGUAAAGCCACCGCAAAAAAAAAAUCAGAUAAUAUUUUCCCUAUUUUUUCACAUAUUUCCAACACUGAGAAUUUGCUUACCGUAUUCUUAUUCUUGAUGGUGCCAAAAGGAUUAAUUGAAAUAAAAAUAAAAAUGUGGGGUCACCUCGAAGGAUUAAUUGAAAUAAAAAUAAAAAUGUGGGGUCACCUCGCUUGGUUUUGAAUCAGGGAAGUGAAGUUAUCAAUGUUUCAGUAUAAAAUUACUUCACAAUAUCCUGUGCGCUAAAAGCUUCUUUUUUAAAAUGAAAAAAGAAGACUCUCCAUGAUCCCCCUUUUGACCAAUGAAUCACACCAUCGCACACCUUUUCACUGAAUGCACGCAAGCCAUUUCGUUCUGGAAAGAGUUUCUAGGCUAGGCCUCGCGCGGUGAACUCUAGAAUAUCUCUCUCAAAAAACGAAAUUAUGUCUGGUAUUAUUCAUCAAGAUUCUACAUUCUGCUUAGCCCUCAAUCAUUUAGUUAUAUAAGGAAAGUAUUUCCUCUAUGUAAAUAGAAAAAUAUAUUUCGUGUACGUCCGGCCGUGAAAAGGAAUUAAGACAAAAUUGUCUACUUUCUAUUCUGUGUUUAAAACUCCUAAUUUUCCCCUUAAUUGCGUUACCAUGAAAUUUUUAUAUUAUUAUUAAUUGUUAUUAUCAUGUAAGAUUAGGGUUAAUGUACGUUUUGUUGUAAUUAUACAAUGGCUAGCAGUAAUUAUUGUAUGCUUUUCUUUUUUCUUUUUUUUGUUUGCAAACGACAUACUGUUAGUAUAAGCUGUUUCUCACUGUUAGCAUUACGUAUGUAGAAAGAAUUUAUCUUUAUCGCAAUAUUUUGUAUUGUAAGCGUAAUGUGAGUACGAUUUGAAUAAAGUGAAAAAAAGUAUUGAGGCAAUAUACCAUCAAAUCAAUGGUAUGUUGCUCGCGUUUUCUAAAUUUGGUCAGUGCCAGCUGGUUAUGAAGAAUUAGCUAGGAUAUUAAGGCCAGUAAAGUAAAAACGGUGAAUUAUUUUAAGUGAAUAACAAAUUUGUUUAAUCAUCCUAGGACAAGAAGCAGGUCCUGAGCCAUAUGGAGAGAGCUGAGAAGACAAAAGUAAGUUCCGUGGUAUAUAAUAAUAUAUUUUAGUGUGCUCUCGUUGUCCAUUCACUGAAGGGAAAACAAGUAGGACGCCUGGAGGACUUUUUACAGUACUGUAGAGGUACAGAUGCCGUAUUUAUUCGAAUAAGCGCCCAGCCUCGAAUAAGCGCCCACACCCAACCCCACCCCCUUCUCACUCCCACUCAAACUCCACUAAGCACCCACCCCCACCCCAACCUCUUCCCCUUCCCAGAGACUUCCCCGAAGACGUAGAGCCUGUUAUUUAAACGGAGUUUAACCAGUGUUUACCAAAACCGCGUUCUAAGUCACUUUCAGUUUGCCCAACGCUUUUAUCUAAACACCAUUUGUCGUGAACAGUUUAACUAGAGCAUAUAGUGUAGACUAGAAAAGUAUUUAUCUUCUAAAAUGAACCAAGAGAUUAUAACCAACCCGUAGUUUUCUUCAGAGGAAUUUACAGAAACCUUGCUUCGUCACAUCUUCGCGUUUUGUUAUUAACAUUUUUUGUUUUGUGGCAAAAUAAACAUACUACACUUGCUGAAAAUGUUAAAAAAUUUAAUAAGCGUCCAGCCUCGAAUAAGCGCCCACUCUCAAGAUCCAAAACUUUAAUAAGCGCCCAGGGCGGUUAAUGGAAUAAAUACGGUAGUUAAGUUAUCGGAAUGGAUAGGAAUUGACUAGUGAAUGCUGGUAGCAAUACGAGUCCACGCUCAAGCCACGUGCUGCGCGGGCCUGAAUUUAUAAACCUCGGCUUUGCAGGGUCCGCGUGAAAAGCCAUUACUUUACGUUGAUCGUUUUUGUCAUUACAAGGCAUAGAGACGAUGAACGAGAACCAUAAAAAAACAGUACCUAUUUUUCUCCUAUUUAGGUUUCUUCUAUUGACAUGAUUUAGCUCUGGAAGAGGCGGUUAUCAGCUAUAACUCAAGUAUUGUAAGGGGCAGUUUGACAGAUACCGGGAUGACUUUCAUUCCGGAAUAAGUUCGUUCCAGAAUGAACAUCGUACUGCAUUCACAUGUUAAAAUCGAAAGUCUCAGCCUAGAUAAGAUACUCAUGCGCCACUCGCCCCAGACUACACGAUUUGCGAAUUUCAAUGCGGAACGAACUGUGUUUUCAGUUUAAAUGAUUUCAGUUUACAUCAUACCCAAACGAAAGUUUCAUUCGGAUUGAACACCGUACUGAACUCAUUCCGGAUUGACUUGUACGGGAGCAAAAUUUCUUCUCGGUAUCUUGUGAACAGAUGCAAAGAAAUCUACGUGGAUGGCAUGAACUUGUUGCGGAAUGAAAGUUAUUCCGGUUUCAUGUAAACAGCACCUGAUCUUAAUUUACCUUAUAAAUAAACACAGGCGUCAAGAGGCCCUCUACACAAGGCUGCUGUUAGUGGACAAUACGAGACGGUCAAAAUGCUUCUUCAGAAUGGUGAAGAUGUGGAUCAAAGAGAUCAGGUUUUAUUUUAGUGUUUUUGGUUAUCAGGUAAAGAAUUUGAAGGGUAAUAUGGACCUUAAAAUUGGUCUAAGCUGGUCUAAGCCGCUUUAGAACAACAUUGUAUGAUUAUCUGUUCCCAACCCGACGCCUAGCUUUUCUUCGCUCGAUAUUGGAGUCGGCUGGGUCGAGUUCCUAGCCUUUUUCUUAAGGAAACUUAUCUUUAAUUCUUCAACAAUUGUUGCGUUUUGGGAUAUAGGCUGUAAAGUUCUGUUUCAAAAUUGAUUUGUCAGAGAGGCGUUUAUCUAUGGGUUGACCUUUGAAAGAAUUUCAAGAAAUCAAAUAAAAAGGGUGUAAGAUAGUCGAAGCUUACUGGGAAACUGAGUCCAACAAUGUCCAAUAAUUUUGUUAGUUCCCUGUUAUAACCUUCUUCACUGCUCUUUUUAUCUUUUCGUUAGUUUUCUCUGACACCUCUUCAUCUUGCCAGUUGGUAUGGACAGGAAUCUGUUGUCAAACUGUUGUUAGAACAGGGUGCGAACGUUAACGCUGAAGACAGAGUAAGUUCAGUCGAUGGUUAAACGUUUCUGACCUUGAAUAAAGAGGCUUUUUUAAAUUAGCUGUGGUCCUGUAAACGAAAGUAAGAUUAAGGAUUUAUUAAUUGAAAUUUCACAUCUCUUAAACCCAUUGCAAUGUGAAAUUGGCGUGUUAUAAAAGCUUAAGUUUUUGUAACCUCGCGUUGCAUCUCUAAUUUUAGUUAUAUUCUUCUCUUUUUAUGCAUGAAAAUUGUACAAGAAAAAAAAACACUGAAAGAGUUAAAGCUCUAAAGUGUGAAAAAAGACAACAACGGAAUAAUGAAAUAAAAUACAAUUGAAUUUGAAAACAACAUGUUUGGCGAUUAAUUUUCACAAGAGUGAAAUACUUUUGGUGGUAAUCUGGUUUCACUGAAGGAAACUUAACUCGCCUUCUUUUUAAAAUAUUAAGUUGGCUUUGCUGUUUAAUGUAAUGGCGCUCGUCCUUGGUAUUGCGUGUUUAUAUUUAUAAAUCAAUAACACAACCAGGAUAACAAAUUACAAUUUGCUCCACUUUUUCUAGUUUCAACGUACCCCUCUGCAAAAAGCGGAACGCCACAAUCACUUCUCCAUAGUGCAGUUUCUCAUGAACAGUAAUGCAAGGCCAAGUUACCAACAACCGGUAAGAUAUAUACUUUAAGGGUGUUCCUGGCUUUCGGUGAAUGAAAACGAGCUUUCCAUUCAACUAAGAUUCAACACCGCCGCCCGGUUACCUCAGUGGGAUAAGCGCUGGUCUGCUGAGCGGAAGGCUUUAGGUUCAAACCCUGGCCGGACCAAACACUCAGGGUCUUUAAAUAAGUGAGGAGAAAGUGCUGCUUUUGUAAUAACAUCUGCAAACGGUUUGACUUUCUAGUCUUGUCGGAUAAGGACGAUAAACCGUGGGCCCCUUAUCACAAGCCCUUGCACAUGUAAUAAAAAUCUGUGGGACGUUAAAGAACCCACACACUCUUCGUUAAGAGUAGGGCACGAAGAGCCCGGUGUAGCGGUCUAUCUCACUUUCACACUCAUGUAUGGGGGCAUUAUUACUCAUUCCUUCAUUACUUGUAAACUGCACCUUAAGCAGUCUGGCAAAGUUCCCCAAGCCCUGAGGGGAGUAGAUAAUAUGAUAUUUACAUUUACACAUUUACAACACGUAAAGUAAAAUGAUUAGGAAUAGAAGCCAUCAAGAGUUUGAAAAUAGCAAACUGGCCAGAGAAAUGACGCACUUACAGAUAUCAUUCAGUGAAUUUAUUGUUUCAUUAUCAUGAAAGUUAUUCUUUUAGAGUGGCAGGUAAUAAUUGCCCUUUUUUUCGAUUUUUGUUUACUGGUGAAUAGUAAUAAAUUUACUGGUUGUUGUGUCGGUUUUUAAAACUCUCGUUGCGAGAAAGGAGCACUAGCAGCAAGAAAUCUGGACAAGUGAGCGCGCUCGAGGGUGUAAAUUGUUCCUUCAAGGACAUUCCAGGAGCCAAAAAAGGAGGAUCGCAGCGCGCUGCUUUACAAAUCAGUACUACAAAAAAGUGGAUAAAUCGGUGCACACUCCGACUAAUUUCUCAAAGAAACUAGAUUUACAAUGUGAUACUCUACUCGAUUUUUAGGUACAGUAUGGAUGAAGGGGUAAUUUAAGCAUUAUUUAAAGAAUACAACGUGUUUCGGAUGAAUCAGUAUCCAUCGCCAGUUCACAUAAUUGUGACCUUAUAUAAAGUUUGAUAACUAACUUUAUGGAUCAUAAUGUUGAAUGUGAUUACGAUUUAAUUUACUUGAAGACUCUUAUUUUUAUGUUCUCUGUCAUUUAUCUUGAUUUCCAUCCACCUUUUGAGUUGUAUUAGCAAAGUUAAUUACAUAAAACUAUGAUAAUUAAUUGUAAUUAGUUAGUCAGAGUGAUUUUACUCGAACCGUGAAAUAGGUAGUAGAAUACUACGCAAUAUUAGUUAGUAUCUGUUUCACGCUUCAAGUAAAAUCACGGCUCUAUAAUGAUCACCUUUUGCAAUUAUCAUCCUUUGUUGUCUAUCUUUAUGUAUGAUUACAAUUUUGUGAACUUUAGUAACCUGACGAUGGAUGUUGAUGUAUCCCAAGCGCGUCGGUUGUGUUCUUUAAAUGUUCAAUUUUCAUUUUACUACUACUGAAUUUCGAUGAACGAUAAAUUAUAUGUGCUUUAUUUUUAUCACCUCAGUUAGAUUCAGAUUCUAGGUAAGUACACUGACUCGUUUUAACUUCUUGCUUGCAGUUAAGUUUAAAGUCACUUGCGGAGAAGGCAUUCUUGCGUGUGGAUACUCGAUCGGGAUUUAACAUGCUCACGGCGGCGGUCGUUGAAGGAAAUUGUGACGUUGUUGUCAAGGCGUUCGUGCUACUCCGUCAUUUCGAAACACCGAUGGGAGUUUCAGCAGUAGCUGAUACUCUAGCAAAUCUUGAAACCAAAAGGCAAGAUCAUCACAAAAUCGAAGAAUUUCUCCGAGAGACAGUGGAUAAAGUCAAUACACUGUCAGAGCUGCACCAGUGUGGACACGCUAACGAUGCGGAGAAUGCGGUAGAGCUUGUAUUAAAUGAUGGCCUGGAUAUAAACACCCCUGCAUUGUGUAAUCGCACACCUUUGUUGUGGGCGAGUCUAUCAUCCUCUGGUGAGUUUAUUGAGACCCUUAUCGACCUUGGUGCUAACGUUAAUGCUCAAAGAGCCGAUGACAAAGAUACACCUUUGACCUUAUCUUCUUAUUGGAACAACUUCAUGACGGUGAACUCGCUUUUGGAUAAUGGAGCUGAUGCUAAUAUCGCUGCAGCUGAUGGAAAUACUCCACUGCACUUGGCAGUGAUGAAGGGUAACCAAAACCUUGUCAAAUUAUUUCUGGAAAAGAACGCGGUAGUAAAUACUCAGAAGGCUAAUGGCGAUUCACCACUGCACACAGCUGUCAGCAACGGGUUUUUUGAUAUAGCCAAACGUCUGGUUAAAAAGGGAAGCAACGUCAACCUUCAAAAUAAAGAAGGAAGAACCCCUCUUUUUCUUGGUGUAAAGAACAAACAUAAACAGUUCAUCAAACUCUUGAUUGACAACGAGGCUGAUGUAACUAUUGGAUACAAGGAAAACUCUACCGACAGAAUUUACCUAGUUCGAGGGAAAGACAGAGGUAGAUCAGCUUGGCACUAUGUCUUAGUGAAGAAACAUUUACUGGGUUUAUUUCCGAAGCUAACGAAUGGAGGCAGUCUUGACGUGGCAGAUUUUGGAGCUGUUCUUCGUAGUGGUUGGGGAGAGGAUCCUCCAGAAGGCACAAUUGACAAGAUACUUGAGGAGGGUGACUUUAAAGAAAUACCUGGUGUGACCGUUCUUCACAUUGCAAGCAAAAAAAACAACGAACCCGAAAUAAUCGAUCUUUUGGUUAAGUCCGGGGCGAAUGUCAACGCCCAGGACGCUGAAGGGUUCACUCCCUUGCACAUGGCAGCGAUCCAUGGUAAUCUAAAAGUCGUGAAAACACUUUUUGAUCUCGACGCUGACGUUAAUAUCGUCACAACCGAUGGAAAGAAUGCUGUUGAGUUAGCUCACUUGAAUGAAGAAUUGGAGAUUGAGGAGUAUCUCGAGUCGAAGAUGGCUUCUUCGCAAAGAACCAAAGAAAAAAAGGAUGACUCCGAACUUGCAGACUUACUCAUUGAAGCUUACGGUUUCCCGGCUACAUACUAUUUACCAGAAUCCUUCAGGGAACUGAACCUUUAA